Messenger RNA from Dothidotthia symphoricarpi CBS 119687, 1536 nucleotides. Its product is annotated as Cloroperoxidase. The record is from RefSeq and is a predicted model, not a curated record. Lineage: Eukaryota; Fungi; Ascomycota; Dothideomycetes; Pleosporales; Dothidotthiaceae. The transcript has 4 exons. Gene Ontology annotation, molecular function: peroxidase activity. The coding region runs from base 208 to 1524 and encodes 438 amino acids.
CGGUCACGAGUCUACCCCAUAAUUCUGUCGUGUUAGCAAACCUAGAGUUUCAACUCUACCAACUUUCUUCCCCUUCGCUUCUGUGCCAACGGCCACCACACACUCUUUUCACAUUCAAGUCACUCUUUUAUCGUUUAAUCACAUACCAGGUCAUUGAUUUGCACUAAUCAAUCAGAUACUGUUUGCGCAUUCUCUCCGCCAUCCGCGAUGAGAUUUUUGUCCACCCUCCUUACUCUGUCUUCGAGCUUGUUCCUCGUUGAUGCCUUUCCCGCUUUUGGUGCCCGCAACCUCGACGACCUCACCAUUGACAAUUUGAACAAGGCCAUUGAGACGGUUCAGAAAUACAGCAAAGAUAAGCGCUUCAUCAUUGACUUCAGCAAGCCUAUCGAUACCACUGGAAAGCACUCCUUCCAAGCACCUGGCAAGGCCGAUCAGCGUGGUCCCUGUCCUGGGCUGAACGUUCUAGCUAAUCACGGCUACAUUUCUCGUAAUGGCAUCACCAGCCUUGCUGAGGUCGUUACCGCUAUCAAUCAAGUGUUAGGCAUGGGUAUCGAGCUCUCUCUCGUUCUCGGUGUUAUGGGAACUGUAUGGACGGGCAAUCCGCUUUCUUUAAACCCAGGCUUCUCUAUCGGCGGGACCACCUCCGGUGAUGGCACUGACAACAUUUUGGGUAAUCUCCUCGGCCUUUUAGGCAAUCCUCGGGGUCUACAAGGUUCCCACAAUUGGAUCGAGUCUGACUCCUCCCUAACUCGCGACGAUCUGUACGUGACCGGCGACGCAUGGACGAUGAACAUGACACUUUUUCGCGACAUCUACGACCGCGCGGAUGAGAACGGUGUCAUCUCCAUGGAUUUGUUGGCCGAACAGGCAGCCCGCCGUUGGGAGUACAGCGUAGCCCAUAACCCCAACUUUUACUACGGGCCCGUCACUGGCACAGUUAGCCGUAACGCCGGCUACUUGUUCCUUGGUCGCCUUCUAUCCAACCAUACCGAGGAACAUCCGGACGGUAUACUUACCCAGGAGGUCUUCAAAAAGUUCUUUGCCGUCUACGAAGAUACACAGGGCAAUCUCGAGUACCGCAAGGGUCACGAGACGUUUCCCGAUAACUGGUAUCGUAAGCCCAUUGAGUACGGCCUCGUUCCAUUGAAUUUGGACCUUGUAAACUGGAUCUUGCAGUAUCCCGUUCUAGGAAGCAUUGGCGGCAAUACCGGCACCGUCAACUCGUUCUCAGGUCUAGAUCUGCACGACAUCACUGGCGGCGUACUGAACGCGACUUCCCUGCUUGAGAACAACAAUCUGCUGUGCUUCGUUUUCCAGGUGCUCAAGACUUUCCUACCCAACUCGCUCUCUUCGUUGCUUUCCACUAUCCAGGUUCCGGUUGACUUGGUGACUAGCACCCUAGCUGCGCCACUUUUGUCUCUUGCGUGUCCUGCAUGGGAGGAUCUUACUGAGGGUGGCGAACCACUGUGGGAUAUUAUACAGCGCACGUUUCCGGGUGCGAGCAAGGCAGAGUCAAGCUUAUAAAGGCUAGUAGGG